Messenger RNA from Rhizoctonia solani, 723 nucleotides. Its product is annotated as Retrotransposable element Tf2 protein. The record is from RefSeq and is a predicted model, not a curated record. The transcript has 2 exons. The coding region runs from base 1 to 723 and encodes 240 amino acids. NCBI's taxonomy places the organism in Eukaryota, Fungi, Basidiomycota, Agaricomycetes, Cantharellales, Ceratobasidiaceae.
AUGACCAAGACCUUCCUAAUCUGUAACACAGGGUCUCACGCCGCCAUCUUGGGAUUGAAAUGGCUGGACGCGCAUAACCCAGAGAUUGAUUGGAAUACGCGAACCCUCACCUUCCCUCACGCCGUACCAGAACACGUGGCCAUUGCCGAGGAGGAAGAAGCAGACAAGAACCCGCUUGAAGGAGUACCCCCGAAUACCAUAGAUACGCCAAGGCACUACGACAUUGGAAUCGAGCUCACAGAAGAGGGUCCCCUGAACUCUCCUCUGUACAGCAUGACGGACGCCGAAUCCGCCACUCUCAAGGAUUGGCUCAGGGACGAGUUGAAAGCAGGGAAGAUCCGUCCUAGCAAAUCCUCAAUUAGCUCCCCCGUUAUGUUUGUUCCAAAAAAGGAUGGUUCCCGCCGAUUGGUUGUUGACUACCGACGCCUCAAUAACCGGACAAAGAAGAACGUCUACCCGUUGCCUUGCCCAGAUGAUCUCAUGGCCCAGCUCCGCGGCGCCAAGAUCUUUACUAAGCUAGAUCUAAGGUGGGGGUACAACAAUGUCCGGGUAAAAGAAGGUGACGAAUGGAAGACUGCCUUCCGCACCAAAUACGGCUUAUACGAGUCCCUGGUCAUGACUUUUGGCCUGACGAACGCACCCGCGGCUUUCCAACACUUUAUGAACAAGUUAUUCAAAGACUUGCUCGAUGUACACACGCGUAACAUUUUUGACCACUUUUGA